Molecule: messenger RNA, 2690 nt
Organism: Pseudoliparis swirei
Lineage: Eukaryota; Metazoa; Chordata; Actinopteri; Perciformes; Liparidae
Product: forkhead box protein P1-B-like
Exons: 17
Coding region: 181-1932 (583 amino acids)
Biological process (GO): regulation of transcription by RNA polymerase II
Cellular component (GO): nucleus
Molecular function (GO): RNA polymerase II cis-regulatory region sequence-specific DNA binding; DNA-binding transcription repressor activity, RNA polymerase II-specific
Source: RefSeq, a predicted model, not a curated record
GCUAAGCUCGCUACCGAGGAAGGCAGUGCUCUCGACAUCUGCUCCUCGGACGCCACCCCGAAAACAAAGUCUGUCCGCCUGCGCACAACUCGGCCCCUUUGCUGUGUGUUUCCUCUACAUUCUUUGAAGAGUGAUGCCCCUCACUGCCGGAGAGCUGCCCCUGUGCUCGGUGAAGUCCAGAUGCAUGAGUCUGGGUCAGAACCAACAAGCCACUUCAUUCCAGCCAGUCAGACAGAGAACGGGAAUAAUAGUGAGAAUGAGAGUCGAGUGAGGAGCGGCCAGUCUCCUCCUCCACAGGCACCAAGGGUUCCAGUGUCAGUAUCUAUGAUGACCCCACCAGCAGAGGCCUCUCAACAGUUGCAGCAGACCCCACAGCAGCAGGUCCUCAGCCCUCAGCAGCUCCAGGCGCUUCUCCAGCAGCAGAAAGCCCUCAUGUUACACCAGCAACAAAUUCAAGAGGUCUUCAAGAAUCAGCAAGAGCAGUUAAAUAUUCAGCUUCUUCAACAGAAGAAUGCUGGUAUUGUGAGUCAAGAGUUGACCGCGCAGCAGAUUUCCAUCCAGCAGCAGCUUCUUCAGGUGCAGCAGCAGCAUCUCCUCAACCUGCAGAGACAAGGCCUGCUGUCGGUCCUGCCCACCAGCACCAUGGCACUCGCAGGCUGUGAGAACGGCAGCUUCCUGUCUGCCGCUGGCGACGCCAGAGAGUCCUGCAGUCAGCAGUCCACGGCCAACGGUCACCACGCUCUGCUCCAGAGGACGGAGAGAGACUCACUGGAGGAGAACACACAGAACAGCCACGCGCUGUAUGGGAACGGGAUGUGCAAAUGGCCGGGCUGUGAAUCUGUCUUAGGAGACUUUCAGUCAUUUCUCAAACAUUUGAACAGUGAGCAUACGCUGGAUGACAAGAGCACGGCGCAGUGCCGUGUGCAGAUGCAAGUGGUUCAGCAGCUGGAACUGCAGUUGAGGAAGGACAAAGAGCGACUGCAGGCGAUGAUGGCUCACCUGAAGUCCUCCGAACCCAAAGCCGCGGCGCCUCCCGGGAAUCUGUUGCCUCACGUGUCCUUCUCCCAGGCGACGUUGCCCAAGGGCUCGCCCCCGAUGAGCCUGUCCCAGAGCGCCACGGCUCCGUCCACGCCCCUGACGCCGCGUUCCGACUCCCCCGCGGUCCUCACUCCCAAUAGCAUGUUCACUGGAACCCCCGUGCGGCGGCGGUACAGCCGCUCGGUGAGCCAAGGUAACGAUAUAGUUGAUAAUAAGGAGUUCUACUUGAGCACAGAAGUUAGACCCCCAUUUACAUAUGCGUCUCUCAUAAGACAGGCGAUAUUUGAGUCGCCUCGCACUCAGCUGACAUUAAAUGAAAUCUACAACUGGUUCACAAGAAACUUUGCAUAUUUCCGGCGCAAUGCAGCUACCUGGAAGAACGCCGUCAGACAUAAUCUCAGCCUCCACAAAUGCUUUGUGCGUUUGGAAAAUGUGAAGGGAGCCGUGUGGACCGUGGACGAGAUCGAGUUCCACCGGCGGAGGCCCCAGAAGACGGCGGGUAACGGGUCUCUGCUGAAGAACUCUCCGAACCAUCAGAGCUUAGCCGGGUCUGCCGCUCAGAGCGGCCUUCUCGACGGCAGCAACUCCCUCUACAACCCGGCCUUCAUGGGCAGCAUCCCGUUCCACUCCCUGCCUCAUGUCCUCCAAGAGCAGAUGCACGGAGUCCUGGCCAACGGAUCCGGAUACCAAAGCGACAGCAGCGCAACACAGUCCCCUCCUCAGGCUUUCGUCAAAGAGGAACGGGAGGACGAGGAGAUUUGCGACGGUUAUCCCUACGAGUCCCCGGAGAGCACGGACGAGCUCGGCCACAGCCCGGAGAUGCACCACGGCGACGACGACGACGGCAGCCCGGGGAGGCCGAGCCUUCACAUGGACCGCGUGCCGUCUCUCUGACCGCGAGGGCCACAUCCGCCGCCGCUGCGAGGCGGCAGCAGCCUCACUCGCAGCCGGUGUGACUUUGUAUUCCAAACGUUUCCUAAAACAACCGCUUCAUCUACUUAACCAAACACUCUCUUCUUUGGGGAAUUUAUUUUCAUUUGUUUUUGUCAGCAUUUCUUAUCUGUUGUUGUUAAUCUAGCUUGUGAGAUCACAAAAACACACCUGUUCAUGAUUUGUCUUAUUUUCUAUAUAUAUAUAUUUAUAUACACACAUAUAUAUAUAUACAUAUAUGUGUGUGUGUAUAUAUAUAUACACACACACACGUGUGUAUCUGUUUCACGCGUAUGUGUAUUUAUAUUUAUAUAUAUAAAUAAUGUGUGUGUAAACAGAAGGACCAUGAUGAGCAGAGAAGCCAAAGGAAAAGGAACAUUGAUAGCACUUCACAAUGAAACGUUUCCCCCUUCUGUGCAGCUCCAUCAUGCUCCGUCGGGGCCUCGCUACUCGAUUUUAUUUUAGUCGUCAUAAUAUAUGAACAUUUGUAGAAGAAAUAAAAUGUUCACUGUCUACGUGAUCUGAUAUAUUUGUAUUUAAGGUAAAAAAAAUCAAUUGAGAAGAAUGUGUCGCUUCUUUAUACUUGUUGCCCACCCACGCCCGCCACAAACAUUGCUGGAUUUCCGCUCUAACUAAGCUUGUCAGAGUAGAAAAUAUAAAUUUACCAUAAUUGUAAAACAAUGCAUCUUUAUGAAUAAUAAAUCCCUCAUGAAAAAUGUGAA